GGCAUUUUUCCCUCCCCGGACGUCGACUUUCAGCACAACUCUGACGACGAGGCCUGGCUGGCGCCGACACCGGACCAGGAUGAGGACAAGGCGCAGGAGGCACCGCAAGAUCCAUGCAACGAUGAAGCCAGUGAGCUGGGAAGUGACAUCAUGUGCAGUCCCGCCGCGACCCCCCCGCCGGAUGUCACCGACGACGAACGGCUAUGGUCACCUUCACCAGCUGCUCCUCCGAGACAGGCUAUACCGGGCACGCCGGUAGGCCAACUACUUGGAAGAGUGCCGAACAGCUACCCGGAGGUGGUCCUCCAGGCGCUUCGCAACGCCCCCAACCCGGCGACGGCCCACAUGCCGCAGCUGAAG
Messenger RNA from Symbiodinium sp. CCMP2456, 360 nucleotides. Lineage: Eukaryota; Dinophyceae; Suessiales; Symbiodiniaceae. The record is from the annotation of a GenBank genome assembly.